Acanthoscelides obtectus is the source of this 8053-nucleotide messenger RNA. The record is from the annotation of a GenBank genome assembly. NCBI's taxonomy places the organism in Eukaryota, Metazoa, Arthropoda, Insecta, Coleoptera, Chrysomelidae.
CAGUUAUUACGCUUCGACUGCAGCCGGAUUUCCGGUCGGACCGGCACGGCUGGUUCCGCCAAUCAAGCGGCAGCGGCUCAUGAGCACUGCCCGGAACGGAAAGAACAAUCAAUCGCAGAAGUCCACGACAGUCCCACCGCCCCUCGAUCAACUCAAAGUGUACAGUAACCAAGACAUACUGAUUUGCGGCAAUUGCAGGGAACUCUUCUCGGAGCUGCAAGAUCUUCUAGAGCACAAAAAAACCUACUGCAAAUUGCGCUUCACCUGCAAAUGCGACACAAAUAAAUCGAAAUCCCAGCUGGACGAUCAAACUACAGCCUCCCUGCUAUGCGUCCAAUGUAAGGAUGGGUUUCAGAAUGCGUGGGAUCUGAUGGUUCACGCACAAGCUGCCCAUAUGCUGAACAUAUACGAACUAGGAGUACCCAACAAUGGCAGAUGUGCCUCACCUUCGUCGCCAAGGGACAACAACUCACCAGACAAAGAUAACCAGAAACAUACCUCUAUGGAUACUGAAGAGGAAAAUGGAGAUGUUGAUCAUGACUUUAUGGAAAAUGGUAGAGAUUGCCUCACAGGAACACCUGAUUCAGCAACGUCACGUAAUGACAAGGAGCUGGAAGAGUUGAUGGCCUCUGCAGCACGAGUCAUGGAGGGGGGCGGCCGUGGCGGUGCUAAUGGCAGUAUCAUGCACGCGCUAAGCAUCGUCAGUACAGCUACGCCCGCAGCGCAGCCAGGCGCGUCCCCGCCUCCGUUGGCCGCAGCUACGGCUCCAAUGGUCGUAGCGCAAGUAGCGUCCACUAGCACUACAGCAGUGGCGGCGGAACUUGUGGCGCCUAAGACGUAUUAGAGAUGAAUUGUAGUGUUUUAGUGAUCUGGGAAGAGUUGCAGCAGAGCUUAGGUUGGUGAUCGUGCAGGUCUUAAUUUGAUUGAACAGAGUGAAACAAUAAUGAGACACGUGAACAUCUUUAUUUGGCUUCUAGAAGUUUCCUCAAUUUGAAUAGUCCCUGACCUGUUCCAGAAGUACUCUGAAGAGUCGCUUUUCCUUGUUAUGUUCAAGGUAAAUCAUAAACAUCAAGGUCGUAUCUCGAGGUGUCCAUUCAGCAAAUAUUCGGUUUCCCAAGCCAUCGACACCUUCUGUUUAAACAAUUUUAACCAACGUGAGUGAAGGGAGCUUACCUAUAAUAAAACCAUUGACCAUACGUAUUUGGUUUCCAGAAGUCCAUAUAGUCUCUGUAUUUCUCGAGGUGCUCAUCCAGCAAACAUCCCUUCUCUAAGCUUCGACAUAUUUUGUUGUAAUAGUAUAAAUCGUCAAUGUGGUACCCAAUGUUUAGUGUCGAAUAGAGCGAUAUUUCGAAAAUCAGUGAGCGACAAAGUAUUCCCAGAACAGUAUGAGACACAACCCCACUAACCUUUGAAUCGUAUUCUGGAAACACUUUGUACGAGCAGAACCUGAGACAAAUCCAGAGCUUUACAGUUUGUGAUCUAUCUAAAAAAUACCUGCAAGAUCAUCUGCCAAGCUUGUAACUCAUUUACCUGGAGCACUGCUUUAAAAUCGGGUCCAUAAUGAAGUGGUGACAAAAUUGGAGUGCUAACUGUGUUACUGUGUAAUCUGAUUGAAACCCAAUAUAUUUGGGUCUCGCCCAUAUCAGACAGUCUUGCAAACUGUACGAAAAAGAUAUAAUCGUAAUCAUAUUUAACUGUUGGAUCCAAUUCUAAAGCAAACUCUAUAGCUAUUGUGAGUACAUAUUCUUGAGGUACACAGCUGUAGCGUGAAACCGUAUGGGCCAUUUUGCGUACAAAUGAUAGUGGUAUUGAAACAUAUGUAAUUUUAUCAAAAUUUAGAGACAUAUCUUUUAUCUAAACUUUGUAAAAAAACUGAUUUGGUUUUGAUUUCACUUCUGUCGUUGUGUACCUUGACAGUCUAUUUAACAAGUACUAUUAUUUAAGCUUAGUGUUUAUUAUUUUUCGUUUAUGUCUUUAGACAAGACGUUAUUUAAAAUAUAAGAUAAUUGACAAACGUAGCAUAUCGUCCAGAGGAAUCAUAAGAAUCAUAUUUUUACAUUUAUGCUUCUAUUGUCAUAUUAUAUCCUAGCAGCUCUCUCCAAAAAAUAUGAACAGGUAAAGUCACUUGCCCAUAUACCAGCAAAUUCUAUGAACAAUUUUGACUCUUGAAGAAAAACACUAUCCUGCAAAUACUUGUUUGGAGAGAGGUAACAUUUUUGGAAUUGCUUUAACGGAAUAACUCUAGUGUCUAACCAUGUAUUUUUUUUUAAAUGUUCGAAGACAGAUCAUCCUCUUUAGUCUGUCAGGUAACAUAAUAAUUUUUUCCGCUUCCGCACCAUGUGUUGAUCUGUAUAAGAAAUCAUCAUCUUUUACUAUUGUGCAACACACAUGCCGAUAAAAGUGAGACAACCCUCGUACCUAGAAACACUUCCUGGAGGUCUGUGAUGCGCCGACUCUGAAUCCGACUUUAGUUUCCAAGAUAUCCUAAUCUAAUCAUGCGAUUUUUGCCUAUAUUUGAGGUUAAAUAGCAUUGCGAAUUUUUUCAAAAAAAUCACAGAUAUUAUCUAAAGUACAAGCCGUUCGAAUUUCGUUGAGUUUCCUUAAAUAUUUUUUAUUUUGCUCAGAUAUUGCAUUUUGCAAUUUCCAUUUGACUGAAUUUCACUAUACACGUUACGAUUCUGUGUGCUAAGUUGUGAGCAAAAGGCAGAAAUCGCUAUGUUUGCACGUUUAGGCUAGAAUAUCUAUCUAAUUGGAGCCAACUGACAUAUUUGGAGCACCGUUUCUGAGGAGAGCAUCAAAAACCUUCGCGAAAGUACAAGGUGGCCGAUACGUAACUGACUGGUUUGUAUCUUACCCUUACACCCUGUAAAAUCGGGUUACUGGAUCGGCUCAAUUUAUUCGACCUGUGUAAUUUUCCGUGCUUUUUCAACAAUUUCGUAGCGUCUUAAACACUAGGAUUUGUCACACCUUAUACUAAAUGGAGAUAUGUAUUUUCAGCACGAUGUGAAAAAUGCUACAGUGUAAAUACCACUUUGUAUGUAAAGAAAAAAAGUGACAUAUCAUUUUACCCUAAAAAGUUAGCAUAUCGGAACAAUGUACAUUUUUGAAAAGAAACUAUAGAAAUGAUUGUCAAAAGUAUUGAAUAUAAGAUAAAUAUGCGCUAGAGCUAGAAACUAAUCUUAGUGUUAUGUUAAUUAAUUUGAAAUUUGAAGGAGCAAUGCUUGCUUGCGAUUGUUAGGUCUUGUUUUUGUACAUACAUAAAUAUACAUAUCGUGUUUUCAUUAUGUGCUUCAAAGGUGACCUAUGCCACAGAAACCAACUGAUGCUUCAUUUACAAAAGACAGUUCAUUAUUGUAUUGUGAUUCACAACGCUUCAAACAAUUAUUUUAAUCAUUGAUGUGUAAUUUGCUGCCAUUGGGUUAGCGACUGCAACAUUUUCUGUAACACGGCUGAUACAGAGGACUAUGGUACAGUUAUCAUGUUCAACUUUUUUGCGCCAGGACCUAUACGGUACUGAUUAUAUCCAAUAACAAUGAAACAGCGCUGUAUAUGGUUGAUUGGACGGAGAAAAGCAUCAAUAUUAAAAUGUAUCAAACAAAAGGUCACAUUAAAAUUUUAUAUCUAUUUAUGGUGAUACCCUAAACAUCGACUUCCCCUUUCUUUCCGGGCCGUCACCCUUAUCCAUUUUAAAGCAGACCGAAAUAUGUUACCCUGACACGGGGCCUCUGCAUCGAGUCAGAAGGAUGAUCAAUACGCUUAGCGUAGCUUCUGACGUUGAUAUUUGAAGAUGCGAAUAAACAUGGUUAAAGUUGUAUAGUAUGUUGUCUCAAGUACUAUACAAAUUACAGUAAUCGAUUAUAAAAAAUCUGAGACAAUUAUGGGCUUGUUCCAAUAGUCACUUUCAAACUAGUGCAGGACGAAUUGCGUUGCACCAGAGAACUGUAUGGCUUGUUGUCGCAAGUAUAGAAUUCAUUGAAGUAAAAAAUAAAAGUAUCAAGUUUCCGUAUGCUAGACAUGGAAUUUACUGUUUUUCGAAGGACUGUAUUUUUUUUACUUUGAAAACGAGAUGGCAGAUUUAACAAGAGAUGAAUAAUGCGGAAUGUUCUAAGCGAAUAGUAGGAAGCUUAGCCUUCUUCGAGCAUUUUGGCUUUAGAAAAGCCAGUAGCUCAGGAAUAAACUAAGUGGAAUGUUAAGAACGCUGAGCUGUUGGUUAACUUGAAAUGAUAUAUAAGAUUAAUAUUACAAAUACCAUGAUAGAAAUUAAUUUAUUAAAGUCAUCCACACUUGACUAUGUAACUUUCAUUUCUGAUAUUCUUGGAACUCCCACUUCUCUUACAUUUAUUUCAAAGUAAUCGUAAUCGUCUCUCAUUUUUCGAAUAUGUGUAAUAAACAUCAGUAGUUAAGAUUUAGGUUUGAUAUACAAAAAAAAUCAAGAGUCAGAAAAGCACAUGACAGCAACAAAAUCCAGCUACACAGCUACUUAUUUUGAAUGAAAGACCUUGUAUAUUAUUAAAAAAUCAGUGAAAUAAGGUGAGGGAACAAUGGACGGCCAUGCUCCUCGGCGACGACGAAAGGAUUAUAAUACGAGUUUGCAAGAAAACGUAGGUUUUCAGGUAAAUAAUAAUGAUAAUAGUAAUAUUUAUUUACUCUAAAAUACAGGGAACAUGAAACGAGUAAAUCAAUAUAAUACUCGUAUAUCCAUAGGGGGACAAUGCCUGUGCAUGGAUCAUAUGUAUGUCGAAUUGCAAAAGAUAAAAGAAGAACAGAGAAAAAAAAUUAUUGGUAAGAACGAUAGAGCAUUUAUUAUAUAAUAUUCGAGAUUAUUCUAUUAAUGUGAUUUCUCCCAAUCGUGUUAAUGAAUUUUUUUUAUUUUUUUAAACCUAAUGUAUUGCGUAAUGGUUUUAAAUUAUCUGGUAAAUGUUCGUACAAUUUUGUAGCUAAAUACGGGUGACAUCGUUUCGUUAAAGAUUUAUUUGGUUUAGGAACAUUUUUUACGCGUAAUUUAUAUCUGGUGCUAUGACUAUUAUGAUUAUGUCGCGUUCUCUAAUAAUUUUGUCAUAAUGAGUGACGGUAUGUAGGAAGUAAAUUUGUUGAGUAUUAUAUACUUGUGCAUCGUUAUACAAGUCAUCAGUUGGGUAUAAUUUUGAUUUGCCAAACAUUGAUUUUAAAAUUGUUCUUUGUACCACAUCUAAAUCGUUAAGGUAUGUUGUGCAUGCUAAAGCUUGAUAUAUUAUUCGCUACUAUUUUUUUUAAUUUUUGUUUCUCUCUGAAUUGACAUACGGAAUGUUUCCUGAUUGAAUGUCAAACGGAGGCAGUCUUUGAGCCUUCUUAUGAGGAUGUGUCCUAAACGGCUUAGCCUCUGAGAUACGGGUUCGUAAAGUUUUUAAUAUAGACAGUCAAUGGCACGCUAAUGACCCUUCUCGAAUUAAAAAGAAAUAAUAUCCAUUAAUUCAUGAGUAGAUUUGAUCCCAUGAAUGUGUUUAGUACGACGCGCGGUUUUUCCCUAAAAUAAGAUAUUUCUCUGCAUGAUGAUGUCAUAUUAACUAUGCUUUUAUGAUCAUGCAGAGAAACGGAUUCACGAAAACCGUGCAUCGGAUUCCAAGAAAUUAGGUGUUCAGAUUGGCUAAAAAAUGAUUGGGGAAUUCAAGAAGCAUUUUAAUUCUGAACGAAAUCAGUGGCGUACUAACAGUGUCUGUCAAAAUAGGCAGGUGAAAUUCCGUACGAAGUCCUGUGGUAGAAAUUAAAAAAGCGUAUCUUAACGCACAGUUCAUGCAUGCCAAAUUCAUCAAAUUAUCUAAAGUCGUAUUAAUAGAUAUCUAUUUUAAAUUAUUUAUUUUUUAAUGUUUCACCGUCUUGUAUCUUAAAAGCUAAGACAUUUAGGACAUACGUUCAUAUCAAGUUUUCUUCAUAAAAUGGACCCAGAAAUAUCUCCUUUAAGUAUUGGCGCUCAGUUUGGGAACACCCAGUAUAAGUAUUUGCUGUGGUAAAAAAAUAUUUCAUUUCCAUCUUAUUCAAAAUAUCGGUAGUUUUCCUGAGCCAAUCGUUACUCGUAAGGCCAAUAAAAAAAAUGCCAGACUUAUUCUAAACAAAAAUAUAAAUACUUUUUAGUUAUAGGGAAAAGCCGAGUACAUAAUAAUUUUUUUACCCAUUUGAAGGUUGGUCAACCUGAUUUUUUUUCUCAUUUCACCAUAAAGCUCGUUGGUGACAUGUUAUUUUUCGUGUAGUUUAAGUAAUAUAAGCAAACAUAUUAAUCAUAAUGUUAGUUUUCAGUUAAACGAUUGAUGUAUUAUAUCGGUUUCGUAUGGAGCGUUGUCCUUUGCAGUACUGAUGAAAUCUGCAAUAAAAUGUGUUUUAGGAAUUACAUUAUAAAGCAAAAUGUUUUUGAAUAAUCCCAUUUCUCCAUUUAUUCCGUAAAUAAAGGAGUAUAUUUGUUAUAGGGACCUUCCAUGAUCCACCGGCCUUACAUGGUACUAUAUUUAAAAUAAGCAAGUUGAUAUCUACUCCUGGUACAGUUUUAAGUGAAAUGUUUCGAUCGAACUGAUCAAUCAGUUAUACCGUAACGCCAAAUUUCAAUAAUUGUUUACCGUCAACCGUAAGUAAUCGCUGCAGUUCCACGAAGGUGCAUGGACACCCUUCGUAUAGAAACAAGCGUCCUUAACUUGUCAUAUUAAUCAAUACACAUUUCGCGUUCGAUCUGAAUUAGUACGCUCGCAGCUUAUGCGUCAGCCAAAUGUGAUUUCGAAUUCGUAUAUAACUAAUUUAUUAUACUGCCAGUUCCUCAGUGUCAUGAAUCCUGAACUAUUUAUCAACGCGCAACGCUAUCCAAAUGGUGUUUAAUAUUAUAUUAUGUUGACUUGCUGGAUGUGAAAAUUAAAAUUAAAUUAUUUGAAAAUCAUCGAUUAUCCAUAAGGGUAGCAUUUGUGAUUCAUGCAACAAAGAAUUUAUUGUCAUGUCAUCAGUUUGUCUAUUCAGGGUGGUCUAUCGUUCAAGCACCAAACAGCAAGUAAACUCGUCAGAAGUAUGACGAGAUGCAAGAUUCUGAAAUUUAAUUAUUUCUCUAUAUGUCAUAAUAAUAUCCAUAUGAAUUUUGGAAAUCAAAAUUUCUCGAGGAUGGUAUAUACGGUUAAAUUCUGCUUUUCAAUAAGGUAAGCAAAAAGUGCAAGUAACAAUCCUACAAACUUUCUGUUCCAUGCCACAACCCUCUUGACAAAACUGUUCUAUGUAGAAUGUCUUAUAGAAAUUAUGGUAGAGAUUAUCUUUAAGAGAAAUAGCUAUUAUCCAUUUGUAUUAAACAGCCGGGCCUCGAGAAACUUGAAUUCCAAUAUUCAACCUCACCAUCGAAUAGCUCGUUCUAAGAUCUUUAAAAGUGGGAUACGUUCUAGACGAAAAAUGCAUUGCAUAGUACGCCAAAGCUCCUGGUAUGGUGAGCACUCCCCUGAGUAGCGAGACUAAUGUGUGGUGGGCUAGACAUUUUAAGCUAGCCAUUAGAUUGUGCAAUAUAAUUUUGAAAUGAAAAUACAUAUUUUGAAAAUGAACAAAAUGAAAGCAUUGCAUUUUUGAAUGCAGAGAACGAGAUUGUAUGCUAUUACCAGCGCCAUCUGGAUACUGUACUCAAAAAUAAGAUACAUUUGAUAACAUUAAUAACAAAAAAUGGUAUCCUCGUUAGCGGGGCGUUUUGAUCCAAUACCUUCAUUCUUACGAGCCUAGACCAUGAUUUAGUUUUGACCCAGUUACAACAGACCACCCUCUAUACCGGCUUGCUGAAGUGUACAAUUUUAUAGAUUCUGGCGUCAACGCUAUUGUUAAUAACAUGUUCGUUCGGGCAUUCAAUUUCAUUAUUGUAAAUUGUACAAGUAUAAAACGACAAAUGACCAAUGUCCCUUAUAUGCUAUACAAUACAAUCAAUGGGAAAAUACUGUAUAAAAUUUGCCUUGUAAACAAAAUGUUAUAGAGCUUUAAUUUCAAAUACUGUUGCUGGUAAUGUUAUUUAUCUAUAGGUAAGAUUUCUCCUAUCAUGUACUAGUCAUUGGUAUUAUAUGUCCUCCAUUAUUGA